UUCAAGUGUUGUGUUUACAGAGGCUUGCAGAUCGCUCAAGCUCUCCAAGUUCAACUGGAAGUGCAGAGCAAACUUCAUGAACAGAUUGAGGUACGUACAACCAUUAAACCAAUCAGAGAUUCGUUUCUGAUUAUCAAUAAAGCAUCAUCAAUACAGUUCAAACUUCAAUCAAAUGAGAAUUUAUAUUUUCAGGUACAACGACAUUUGCAGCUGAGAAUUAAAGCUCAAGUGAAGUACUUACAGUCUGUCUUAAAGAAAGCUCAAGAAACGCUUGCAGGGUAUAAUUCUUCUCCUGUGGGAGUAGAACUUGCAAAAGAAGAACUUUCCCAGUUAGUUUCAAUGGUUAACAUUGGCAGCCUGAGUUCUUCAGUUUCAGAACUAAUAGAAGCAGGAACUUCAAGUUUAAAAGAUAUCAAAAGCAAACAAAUGAGAAACACAAUUUGCUUCGUGGAAAGCUCUUUGACAUCAUCUGAGAGUUUUGAAGCGUUUGCAGAGGGUGUGGUUUCAUUUUUCUUGUCUGUUAAAUAUAAUAAGUGUGGUUAG
This is a messenger RNA of Pistacia vera, 543 nucleotides long. RefSeq names its product myb family transcription factor PHL8-like. The transcript has a single exon. Gene Ontology annotation, molecular function: DNA-binding transcription factor activity. Lineage: Eukaryota; Viridiplantae; Streptophyta; Magnoliopsida; Sapindales; Anacardiaceae. The record is from RefSeq and is a predicted model, not a curated record. The annotation marks the transcript as partial.